AUGGACGCAUCGGAGAGCGCACAGGAGCUGCAGGUGCAAACGCAGGAGGUGACAAUGGAGGGGGAGACGCCGUCGCGGCAGGUGCGCGCGACGGUGGUUCAGGCGGCUACAGUGAUGUACAACACGCCUGCCACGCUGGACAAAGGUGAUUACUGCCACGCUGGACAAAGCCGAGCGACUAUUGGCAGAGGCGGUGCAGCUGGGCAGUCAGUUGGUGGUGUUCCCAGAGGCGUUCAUCGGCGGCUAUCCCAAAGGGGCAGCUUUCGCGUGCUCUCCGAGAGACUGUUGGCAGAGGCGGCGCAGUUGGGCAGUCAGUUGGUGGUGUUCCCAGAGGCGUUCAUCGGCGGCUAUCCCAGGGGGGCCAGCUUCGGUGUGCUGGUGGGGUCACGCACGGACCGAGGCCGGGACGAGUUCAGACGCUACCAUGCCUCCGCCAUUGAUGUGCCGGGUCCCGAGGUGGCCCGCUUAACAGCAGCAGCAGCCAAGUAUGGAGUGCUUGUCGUCAUGGGGGCAAUCGAGCGGGCGGGCGGCACUCUCUACUGUUCCGUACUGUUCAUCGACCCGCGCCUGGGGCUGGUCGGGCGGCACAGGAAGACAGUGCCGACCGCUUUGGAGCGUGUGAUAUGGGGGUGCGGCGACGGUAGCACGGCGGCAACGGUGGUGGACGCUGGGGGGGUGGGGCGGGUGGGCGCUGCAGUGUGCUGGGAGAAUCGCAUGCCCAUGGUUCGCAUGGCGCUGUAUGGGAAAGGAGUGGAGCUUUACUGUGCCCCCACGGCAGAUUCACGUGAUUCCUGGCAAGCCACCGUGCAGCACAUCGCACUUGAGGGCGGCUGCUUCGUCCUCUCUGCCAACCAGUUCUGCGUGCGCUCCGACUACCCGCCACCCCCCGAUUUCGUCUUUUCCGCGUCCGGGCGGCUGGAUGCAGACGAGCCGCCGCCGUCCGCCGUGGUGUGCCGGGGCGGCAGUGUGAUAGUGUCUCCUCUGGGCCGGUUGCUGGCUGGCCCAAACUAUGAUGGGCAGGCAUUGCUCACGGCUGACCUGGACAUGGGUGACAUUAUACGAGCCAAGUUUGACUUUGAUGUCACGGGGCACUACGCACGGCCAGACAUAUUUUCACUGCGCGUUAAAGAGCUAGCCACCACCCACAGCCACCAGGCACAGCCACCCACCUUCUCCCACCUGUGCCCCAGGCAAUCAUCCACUUUCCCCCCUAGACCUGCCCUAACACCUGCCAACCCUCUUUGCCGGCGUGGCUUGCAGCUGGGCCAUCCAUCAGAGAAUUCCAUCACAGGCCCAUCCAUCACCCGUCCUCAGCACCGCCCUACCAUUCCGUAA
Messenger RNA from Closterium sp. Naga37s-1, 1335 nucleotides. The record is from the annotation of a GenBank genome assembly. Lineage: Eukaryota; Viridiplantae; Streptophyta; Zygnematophyceae; Desmidiales; Closteriaceae.